This is a messenger RNA of Metarhizium acridum CQMa 102, 1080 nucleotides long. RefSeq lists its product as uncharacterized. Gene Ontology annotation, molecular function: transmembrane transporter activity. Lineage: Eukaryota; Fungi; Ascomycota; Sordariomycetes; Hypocreales; Clavicipitaceae. The record is from RefSeq and is a predicted model, not a curated record. Gene Ontology annotation, biological process: transmembrane transport. Gene Ontology annotation, cellular component: membrane.
AUGUACUUGGGCAUGCCUAUUUCCAUGGGCAUCCAGCGGCAAUACCCUCGACUCAGUACAUGGUCACCAGUAAUAGGCGUGCUGACCAUGUGUCUUGCGCUGAUCGCUGCCUCGUUUUCGACCAAAGUCCCUCAUCUAGUCUUGACACAGGGCGUGUUGUUCGCCAUCGGCAGCUCUCUAUCAUACUGUCCGUGCAUUGCGUACCUAAACGAGUGGUUUGAUAAACGCAAGGGAAUGGCCUACGGCAUCAUGUGGGCCGGUACGGGACUCUCGGGCUCGAUACUCCCAUUCCUUCUGGAAUACCUACUGGGCAAGUUUGGCUUUCAGACGACACUUCGUUUUUGCGCCGGGGGUCUCCUGGCCCUCACCCUGCCAUUGGUGUAUUUUAUCAAACCCCGGAUCCCGCCUCAACUUCGAAAGAAGCAUAUUAACCCAUUCAACUUCCGAUUUGCCCUCGGCCAAACAUUCGUGCUACAUAUGCUGGCAAACAUUGUUCAGGCGCUGGGGUUUUUCCUUCCGAGCAUAUACCUACCAACGUAUGCUCGAUCAGUCCUUGGCUCUGGGGAGUUUCCAGCUGCCGCCACAGUAUUGCUUCUCAACCUCGCAUCGACUGUCGGAUGUCCAAGUAUGGGAUGGCUAUCUGACAACCUUCACGUCGCCAAUUGCCUGUUCAUCGCGACCGUCGGCGCCUCGUUCGCAACGUUUCUAAUAUGGGGAUUCGCGACUUCCAUACCGCUACUGCUCACAUACUGCGGAUUCUAUGGUUUGUUCGCAGGAUCGUACACAUCUGCCUGGACCGGGCUUAUGCGACAGGUCACCACGGACAACGCCAUUUCUGCCAAGUACCGAUGCGAGGAGGUAGAUCCCGUCAUGGUCAUGGCAGUGCUUGCCGCUGGCAGAGGCAUCGGUAGCGUCUUGUCUGGGCCACUCAGCCAGGCUCUGGUUGACCACAUGCUCUGGAAAGGCGAGGCGUAUGCGGCUUAUGGCAGCGGUUACGGGCCGUUGAUCUUGUUCACUGGAGCUACGGCUGCUGUAGCUGGAAUUGUGCUGCCAUGGAGGUACAUGGGAUGGAUUCGUUGA